AUGAAGUCUAAUAAGAAUGUAGAUGAAAGUGUUGGAGGAGGAAUUGAUGUAAGAGUAGGGGUUUCAAAUGAGGACGAUGGUGGAGAUAUAGACUUGGCAGAAUCUGAAGAUAUUGAGAGGUUAAAGUUUACUUCUAGGAGUGUGUUAAAGGAGGCUAUUCUAAAUUAUUCUAUUCAACAGCACUAUGAUCUAGUGUACAUGAAGAAUGACACUAAGAGGAUUCACAUGGGUUGUUCACUUUGCUUUUGGCAGAUGACUGCUGGUCCAGAUUGUCAUGAGGCUGGUGUUUGGCAAAUAAAAUUUAUUAAUCAUGAUCAUACUUGCUGCAGGACUUUUAAAAAUAGAUUAAUAACUGAUAACUGGAUUGCACAUGUUUAUCUUGAUAAAAUUCUGAGGGAUCCAAAGAUGAAGCCAAGUAACAUUGUAUCUGACAUUUAUGAGAAUUUUCAAAUUAAUGUCACAUUGAAAAAAUGUAGGAGGGGGAAGGAGAAAGCUCUAAAUGCAGUCCAAGGAUUAAUGCAAAGACAAUAUGGCUUGCUAAAACCUUACAUGAAAGAACUAAUGAGGUCAAAUGUAGGUACUACUUGUGUUCUGAAGGUAGAUGAGGGAGAGGCAGGACAACCAAGCACAUUUCUUAGAUUUUACGUUUGUUUUGAGGCAUUGAAGAUGGGUUUCACUUUGGGGUGUAGAAGAAUAUUUGGUCUUGAUGGUUGUUUUCUGAAACAUGCUUGUGGAGGGCAAUUACUUUGUGCAGUGGGGAGGGAUGGUAAUAACCAAAUGUGGCCCAUAGCAUGGGCAGUGGUUGAGGGGGAGACAAGGAACUCAUGGCAAUGGUUCCUAAGAAUUUUGACUGUGGAUCUAAACAUGAAUGAUGGUAAUGGUUGGACAGUUGUGUCAGACCAACAAAAGGGAUUGGUUCCUGCUAUACAUGAAGUAUGGCCAGCAGUUGAGCAUAGGCAAUGUGCUAGGCACAUUUAUUCUAAUUGGAGGAAAAUUCAUAGUGGGAGGGUCCUGCAAAGUCAAUUCUGGAAAUGUGUUAAAGCCACCUCUAUGCCAAUUUUUCAAACUGAAGCUGCCAAGCUAAGGAUAAUUUCAGAGCAAGCUUAUGAAGACUUCAUGGCUAGAGACCCCAACACAUUCUGUAAGUCUCAUUUCAAAUGCCACAGUAAAUGUGAUGUUGUAGACAACAACAUGGCCGAAACAUUCAACUCUUUUAUAUUACUUGCAAGAUAUAAACCUAUAGUGUCCAUGUUAGAGGAUAUUAGAUUAUCUAUAAUGGAUAGAAUGCAAGAGAAAAAGAAACUGAUGUAA
Messenger RNA from Asparagus officinalis (garden asparagus), 1311 nucleotides. RefSeq lists its product as uncharacterized. Gene Ontology annotation, molecular function: transposase activity; DNA binding. The record is from RefSeq and is a predicted model, not a curated record. The transcript has 4 exons. Gene Ontology annotation, biological process: DNA transposition. NCBI's taxonomy places the organism in Eukaryota, Viridiplantae, Streptophyta, Magnoliopsida, Asparagales, Asparagaceae. The coding region runs from base 1 to 1311 and encodes 436 amino acids.